CAGGCUCCGGUGGUGCGAACUGCGAAGCGAACAACUACAACCAUUCCUGCGCCAUCACUGCCCACGGAGAUUAUCAAGUUCAAUUCACCUACAACAUCUCUCGCAUUCUCCCCGCUGUUGCGGUCGGAGAUAAUUGGCCAUUCCUCUUCAACGCCGUCAAGUCCCAGGUCACCGUCACCGACAACGGCUCCUUCAACGAAAACCUCAUCGCCAGCAUCGAUACCGCCCGCGAGCUCCCUGCUGAUAGCGCGGCGUAAAUCACCUUCAUGCCGCUCAUGCGCUGCGUCUCGGGCUCUAUGAACAGCUGCACUGGCAGCCUUAACAACGGCACCGGAGACGAGAUGUGCACGCCUGUUUCUCACAACCUUACUUUGGACGACAAAGAGAUCCCGUUCUUCGAUGGGGUGUACGCGCUUGUGAACAUCAGCAAGGAGGACGUCGGGAAGUUCAAGGACCCGUUCGCGACGGAGAUUACUAACGACAAGGGCGACGAGGCGUUCGUCCGGGUGGAUCAGUGGAUGUUGGUUGCGCUGUGCUCGAUGGCUACCGUUGCGGUGAUGAUGUUGUGAGCGCAGAUGCUCUGGAUCCUUCCCAAGGACUCAUGAGGGAUGGAUUGAUUAUGCUGAUUUGUGUUGAACGUUGCUGGAGACCUCUGGCGUCUUGGGGGAGACUUCAAGGCCGUGACUUUGUGUACCCAAACAGAGUCUAAUUUUGCACCUUUACUGUGUUGUGAGUGCGAUGAGUACGAGG
Molecule: messenger RNA, 750 nt
Organism: Mytilinidion resinicola
Lineage: Eukaryota; Fungi; Ascomycota; Dothideomycetes; Mytilinidiales; Mytilinidiaceae
Exons: 1
Coding region: 267-569 (100 amino acids)
Source: RefSeq, a predicted model, not a curated record